Molecule: messenger RNA, 510 nt
Organism: Cylicostephanus goldi
Lineage: Eukaryota; Metazoa; Nematoda; Chromadorea; Rhabditida; Strongylidae
Source: the annotation of a GenBank genome assembly
CAUCAAUUUCACAAGAAAACUGUUUUUCAGGUUGUGAAGACCGUAAAGCCCUACCAUACGCAGUCUGAUCCUGAGAAACCAAGAUACCUGGAGUACGGAAAACCAGCAGAUUUUGAAUGCAAUAUUGACGGCACACCACGACCAGAUUAUAGUUGGUUAAAAGAUGGUAGACCCUACGAAGGUGGCGAGCUGUCACCAGACAAUCGGCGGCUUCACAUAGCGAGGGUGGCGGCUGAGGACAAGGGAGUUUUUGAAUGUAUGGCCACAAACCGAGCUGGCACAAUUGUGUACAAGUUUGCAGCGAAGGUGAAAGGGGCGGGCGCGAGAGUGUCGAGACCUUUCUUGUUCAUGAUCUUCAUGCUAUUGUUGGGAUUGCUAUGCUGUUUGGUAACAGCUUUGGUACUGUACUUUAAGCAGCGAAAGACAGCUAUAGAACAGGAGAGGGCAUCUCUUUUCUUGGAAACGAAAUCCCGAACCAGAGUGUAUAAGUGUGCUAUACCUCCGCAAUGA